CGGCGAUCUCCAGAUCGGUUUUUGAUCCAUUUAUUAUUAAAUUUUGAUAUGUAUAUAGAUUUCAGGAGGAAGCAAUCAUAACCAUGGGCGGUAGAUUCGGAGUCCUCUUCUUCCUCUUGGGGUUAUUAACCUGCUGGUCUUGUGACGCUACAACCCCGAUUCUUCUCCAACCCUUGGAAUCAGCUCACGGUGACAACCAAGUCUGUGAAUUGUGUGAAAAGUAUGUUACGCUUGCCAUUGAUUACCUUCAAGAUUACGACAACCAGAAUGCACUUGUUGAGGCCCUUCAUAUCAGCUGCUCUCAGAUUCCUCCUCUCAAAAAACAGUGUCUUUCGAUGGUAGAUCAUUACACCCAACUUUUCUUCACACAAGUCUCUACUAUCAAAUCAGACCAAAUCUGCAAAAAGCUUAACCUCUGUCAAGCUGUGACACCGGCCUUUGCUUCUGAAGUCCAUCAAGGAAACUGCGAGGCUUGCCGCCAGACUGUCUCCGAGGUUGUCACCAAACUCAAGGAUCCUCAGACUAAGCUGAAGAUAAUUCGGUUACUUCUCAAGGAAUGCAAGUCGCUUAACAAUUACCAGGACAAGUGCAAGAAGAUGGUAUUCGAGUACGGGCCUCUGAUGCUUACGGAUUUGGAGAAGUUUCUGGAGAAGAAAGACGUCUGCUCUAUCCUCCACGUCUGUCCAGGUCCAGCCACCCACCACAUUCCUGCCGUGGAGGCAUUGGCAGAUUCGUAAAUUCAGCAACCUGUUUUCGUGGUCAUUUGGUCACACACAUACAUACCAUGCCGUGGCAUAUCAUCGUCGUGCUAAUUUAAGUUGGUAACCAGUGGUCAUGUAAAUACUGAUGAUAUAUAAAAACAUAAAUACGUGAUGAUUGAUUCUUGUGUGAUUUGAAAAGAACGUUGUAUAAAGGCCCAUUGUCCAU
Arabidopsis arenosa is the source of this 927-nucleotide messenger RNA. NCBI's taxonomy places the organism in Eukaryota, Viridiplantae, Streptophyta, Magnoliopsida, Brassicales, Brassicaceae. The record is from the annotation of a GenBank genome assembly.